UAGCAUUGGCAGGUCGCCGGGAUUUCUUUGUGCGUCACGUCCGGUCAGGAGUCAACUGGUUGCUACGGUGAUUCGUGGAGAGGCGUAGGCGGGAUCUUUCAAGGUGGAAGUGACGAAAAUUGGAUCCUGUAUUCGAGCGAGCUAGAGAUGGCGGAUGGUGGCCGGUCCUAUAUUGACCAUGAUGACCGGUUUGGAGGAGGACAAUUCACGAAGAAAAGGAAAGGGCGUGGCCCCUUCCGGGCCAAAAUGUAUAGCGAAGGUCCUCAAAAAUACCGCAACCGUGGCAACGGCCCACCGAAUCCUCGUUCCAGAUUAGAUGAUGAUGGCGGAGAUAUUGCUAUGAUUGAUACACACGAUACUGUUCGACCAAGAUACAAUCCGUAUAGUCGCGGAGGGAGAAAAAAUGACAGACAAAGAGACAGAGGCGGCUCCCAUGUGAACACUUCUAGAGACCCUCAACAUCAUCCUAGAAAUGAAGCAAGAGGGGACAAAGGCUGGUUCCUGGUCACAAUUCCUCAUGGGAAAAAAUACGAUAAGAAUUGGUUAUUAGGACUCUUACAAAGUUCCUGCACACUACCAUUCACUCCUGUAGGGUAUUAUUGUGAUCAUUCUCGGGCUCACUUCUAUGUGGAAGAUUCUGCUGUUGCAAAAGCCUUAAAACAAAUCUCGCGGACCUUCACUGACCGAGAAAACUUCAAGGUUACCAUUUUGACACGUCCAUGUUCUCCACCAGAGUUCCCAAAAUUUAUGACACCUGAAGAAGUUGCAUAUUUGAAGCUCUGUAUGCAGAAACGAUAUGAUGGAGCUCUCCAAGCCCUGAACAUGAGGUCUCUACGGACGGAUCCAGACUUAAUUGAACACAAAGUAGAUGUUAUCCUGAACCGGGAAACUUGUAUGAACGCUAUGCUACAGAUCAUAGAAGAGAACGUACCAGAGCUUCUGUCUUUGGAUCUUAGUAGUAACAAACUGUAUAGGCUUGACCAUCUGUCACAAAUUCAUCUUAAAGUUCCGAACUUGAAGAUUCUUAACCUGUCCGACAACUUGCUGAAAACUGAGAAAGAUCUGGAUAAGAUAAAAAGCCUUAAACUGGAAAUGCUGUGGCUGGAUGGAAAUCCUCUCUGCAACAACUUCAGAGACCAAACUGUAUACAUCAGUGCCAUGCGGGAACGCUUUCCUAAACUCCUGCGACUGGAUGGACACGAUCUUCCUCCACCAAUCACAUUUGAUGUAGAAACACCCACAACACUCCCACCUUGCAAGGGUAGUUAUCUCGCAACAGAUGAUAUUAAAGCAUUGGUUUUACGAUUCCUUCAACAAUAUUAUGCCUGCUACGACAGUGAAGAUCGUCAGGGCCUCCUUAAUAUUUACCACGAUGAAGCCUGCUGUUCACUCAGCAUUCCUAGUCUGAUGGGACAGAACCCAUCAAGGAGCAGCCUCGGGGAGUACUUCAAUGGCAGCAGAAAUAUAAAAAGAUUACGUGAUCCAGGGCUCCGCUUUAAACUAUUGAACCACAGACGCCUUAAAGUUGUUAGCUUCCUCAGCGAGCUCCCUCGUACGCAGCACGAUCUGAACUCCUUUGUGGUAGACGUCACUGCUCAGUCUAACACCCUGCUAAGUUUUGUGGUGAAUGGUGUAUUUAAAGUUGAGGGACAAUCUAAUGACCCUGUCCGUGCUUUCACACGGGUGUUCAUAGCUGUGCCAGGCGCUGAUGGGGGGCUCCUUUUAGUGAACGAUGAACAGUUUAUAAGAAACGCCACCACAGAUGAGAUCCGAAAAGCAUUUGCCACCCCAGCGCCUACCCCCUCCAGCAGCCCAGUACCUGCCCUAGCUCCAGUACCGCAAGAUGUGGUGCAAGCAUUCUCACUAUUUUCUCAAAUGAAUGCAGAAUGGUCUCAGAAGUGUCUUCAGGACAAUGGUUGGGACUUUGAGCAAGCAGCACAGAUUUUUAUGAAGCUAAAGGCGGAGGGUAAAAUCCCAGAAGUUGCCUUCAUAAAGUGACUUUCCACUUGAAUCUUUCCCUAAUGUUUUGCUCAUUUUUUUAACUUUGUAAACAACUGUGUAUACACCGUACAAAAAAAACUAUUCUGGAUACAAGAACCGGAGUGUGUAACUCCCACUUUAUUCAUCCCCAGUUUUAACAUUGAAACACAUCCGAAAACAGGACGGGCUACAUGUGUACAUAUUAUGAAAGAUAAAUGGUCUCUUAUGCCCCUAGUAAGACUGAGUGAUCCGCCUGCUUACUUGACACCUAAAAUAUGUUCAUUUAAAGGAUACGAUGAAGGAAAAAAAAACCAGUCCAUAUAUCUUCUUCCAUUUGAGUGAUUCCCAUAUGCUUCUCAGAAUUUUCUUUUAAUCUUCCAUGCCAAAUAUUGGCUGCACCUCGGACAAAUCCCGUCAACAGAGCAGUUGUGAUUCCAGGAGUGAGGAACAUAAGACGGCAAGUGGAGAAGGAGUUUGAAGAACUUAAGGAAAACUCUACUUUUCUCUCCAGCCUAGAAUAUCACUUUGGUUAGUUGGAUGCAUAACGCCAAAACGAAACAUGCAACUUUUACUCUAUAUUCAUAUAUAUAUAUAUAUAUAUAUAUAUAUAUAUAUAUAUAUAUAUAUAUAUAUAUAUAUAUAUUACAUACACACAAAAACCUUCAUGUCUUAGAUAGAAGUGGGGAUUGUGUAGACAGGAUCAUCUGGUUUUUGUAGAGCACCAUUAUGUCUUGUUUAUAGUCAUUGUCACAUGUGCAAUCUUUACUGACCUGUGUAUUAAAAGAGUAGUGUAAAAAAAAAAAAAAAAAAAAGAUGGAGGAAUAUCCCCUCGCAACUCAUCAUCAGAGUCCAGGGAUCUCUUUCAGGGGGUCUUUGGAAGCUGAUUGGGUUCCUCUACACUAGUCCCAAUCUAUUUGCUGCUUAGUUGUCUCCGUACAGCAUUGUUCCUGAUAGAACUCUGAAAUCUUUGCAGUCGGUGCGCAACACAUUUAGAGAAUUCAGUGGAAGUUGUGUGUAUGUAUAUGAAUAUAAUUAUAUAUCAUUUUAUAUAUCUAUAUAUAUAUAUA
Messenger RNA from Hyla sarda, 3047 nucleotides. It is a transcript of the gene NXF1, whose product is annotated as nuclear RNA export factor 1. The transcript is spliced from 21 exons. Lineage: Eukaryota; Metazoa; Chordata; Amphibia; Anura; Hylidae. The record is from RefSeq and is a predicted model, not a curated record. Gene Ontology annotation, biological process: poly(A)+ mRNA export from nucleus. The coding region runs from base 148 to 1998 and encodes 616 amino acids. Gene Ontology annotation, cellular component: cytoplasm; nucleus. Gene Ontology annotation, molecular function: RNA binding; protein binding.